Messenger RNA from Dreissena polymorpha, 2230 nucleotides. Its product is annotated as acetylcholine receptor subunit alpha-type unc-63-like. Gene Ontology annotation, biological process: signal transduction; nervous system process; chemical synaptic transmission. The coding region runs from base 349 to 1863 and encodes 504 amino acids. NCBI's taxonomy places the organism in Eukaryota, Metazoa, Mollusca, Bivalvia, Myida, Dreissenidae. The transcript has 7 exons. The record is from RefSeq and is a predicted model, not a curated record. Gene Ontology annotation, molecular function: transmembrane signaling receptor activity; acetylcholine-gated monoatomic cation-selective channel activity. Gene Ontology annotation, cellular component: postsynaptic membrane; neuron projection; synapse.
UCCCGGUUGAGUACAUACCAAACGGAUUUACCCACAUUACGUUAUCAAAGUGGUUAAUGUGCGUGCGAUUAACGUGUGUUAGGAAGCUCUGGCAGAAACAACGUUUUCAAAAUAUGAGAUUUUCGUUGCGAAUUACGGAGCAAAACAACUGCCUGAAUAAUCCGAUGAUUUAAUGGUAUUCAGGUUAUAAAAAGCAUCUGUUCGUUUACAUAAUAACAUGCAUUCACGCUCGGCAAUGUUGCACAAUAUGCAAUAUUGAAUGGUUAAUUAACAUGUGAAUUUAUCAAAGGAUCAUUAAAUAUUUUACAUAUUUCUAUUCAGAAAACAUACGAGUUUUCUUACACAACAAUGUUGGACGUUCAUGCCCUAUCUGUUUGGACAGUGCUGAGUUUCGGUCUGGCUACUGCAGGAAUAUUCGACGCGUUGCCGAACACCCGGCCCAAGGAGCAGUUGCUACAUCACUUCCUGUUACAAGAAAACUCGUACAACAAGGAGAUUAUGCCCGCCGGUAGCACGAUAAAUGGCACGGCCGACAGCAAAUUGACGGUGAAGCUGGGAAUGCGACUGUCACAGCUGCUGGAUGUGUCAGAAAAGUAUCAGAUUCUGACCUCGAACCUUUGGCUCCGACACGAAUGGGUUGAUAACAGACUUCGGUGGGAUCCCAACAAAUAUGGUGGAAUUCAGAUGACAUUUAUUCCAUCUGGAGAAUUAUGGAGGCCUGACAUAGUGCUGUAUAACAAUGCCGAUGGUGAAUUCCAUGUGACCCUGCUUACAAAUGCAAAGGUCUACAACACCGGUCUGAUUGUUUGGGAGCCACCAGCCAUAUACAAAGCUUACUGUCCAAUUAACGUCGAGUACUUCCCUUUUGAUCAGCAAGAAUGCUUCAUGAAGUUCAGUAGCUGGACAUACGAUGGACGCCAGAUCGACCUCCAACAUGUGAGUGGACCUGGUGUAUGGGAACACGAUCAGAUGGUGAUUCCGAAAGGCGUGGAUCUGUGUGACUACUACCAGAACGUGGAAUGGGACAUCAUCAAUGUGACCGCCAGACGCAAGGAGAAGUUCUACCCUUGCUGUCCGGAACCGUAUCCCGACAUUACCUUCAACAUUACCAUUCGGCGACGAACUCUGUUCUACACCAUCAACCUCAUCAUGCCAUGCGUCGCCAUCUCCUGUCUCACCGUGCUUGUGUUUUAUUUACCCAGUGCAUCCGGCGAAAAGAUCGUGUUGGCUAUCUCAAUCCUACUGGCCCUGACGGUGUUCUUUUUGCUGUUGUCCGACAUCAAUCCACCGACAUCCAUCGUAAUACCAUUGUUAGGCAAGUAUCUGCUCUUCACUAUGAUCGUCGUGACGCUGUCUAUAUUCCUGACAGUUAUAACACUUAACAUUCAUUUCCGUUCCCCGGCCACUCAUAAGAUGGACCCAUGGAUUAAAUGGCUGUUUAUUGACACAAUACCGAAGAUCAUUUGCAUGUCAAGGCCAGCAAAACCAAAGAAUGAAUAUAACAUAAUGGAGAUGAAGCAGACGCCUGAAUGUCUUCGACAGUUCCCGGAUGUUGACAGCGACGGGACACGCUUUGGGAAUGUAAGGAACAGAUCUAAGUACAUUUCAAUGGACAGGUAUCCCCAAGAGAUCAAGGAAUCUCUGAAGGCGGUACACUUUAUUGCUGACCGUCUGAACCACCACGAAGCAGAAAUAGCAGAAGAUCGCGACUGGAACUACGUUGCUAUGGUAAUGGACCGGAUCUUCCUGAUUUUCUUUGGCACAGCGUGCGUCUGCGGCACUCUUAGUAUAUUUCUUCUGCAGCCGUCACUCUAUGACUCAAGUCCCGCUUUAACUAAGUCCAAUUUUAAUUGUACAAAAUAGUUUAUAGGUAAUGUGUUACGAACAUGUUUUCUUUCUGUUUUAUAUGAGUUAGAAUGUACUCUGUAACAAGAUGCAACUGUAUAUAGAAUUUUAUUUUUAAAUUAGACUUUUUCAUGGAUAUGCAUCUCAUUCGUUGCAAACCAAACAUAUACAUCUCGUCUAAUUAACCGAUUAUGUUGUAAGAUGUUUAUAAAGGAUCAAACCUUUUUUUUGAAUAUUACUUCUUUCUUUUAUGAUAAAAUAUGACAUUUCUGAAGUGAAAUAACAGCAGUGAAAAUAAACAAAUUGUUAUUUUCAUCGAUAAAAAUAACACAUUUUCGGAAUUCCUUUUUCUAUUUUUAGAUUAUCAUAUUAAGACGUACUUCCC